Molecule: messenger RNA, 1173 nt
Organism: Chaetomium fimeti
Lineage: Eukaryota; Fungi; Ascomycota; Sordariomycetes; Sordariales; Chaetomiaceae
Product: casein kinase substrate phosphoprotein PP28-domain-containing protein
Exons: 3
Coding region: 97-1143 (348 amino acids)
Cellular component (GO): cytosol
Molecular function (GO): RNA binding
Source: RefSeq, a predicted model, not a curated record
ACCUUGUCGAGGCGAGUUCUCCGGCUGGUUAACCAAUUAGAGUGAUGGUAUGGUAACGAGUUAUCGGCAGUGGCUCAGGAGCCCCGCAAUGGUGGGAUGGCGGGGUCAGCAUUUUGCGCCCUGGAAUGCAUAGACUAUUUUAACACUGCUGCCCCAAAGUCUGUUUGCUUUGGUGCUUUGUUCUACGUACAGAGCCCCCUACCUAUCUGUCUGAUCUGCGAUUAUAGUGACGCUACCUGCUCACUAUCGACCCGACUUCUAGACUUUAUCAGCAGCAGUGUCGCAGAUUUGACCUUGUUCUCAACCAUACCAAUACCCCGCCCGCGCAUACCCCUCAAUCAGUCGGCCUCGGGCACUCGACUCGACGCAUACGAUCGCAAAAUGGCAGGCGGUGGUCCAGGUGCAAACUCACGCGGCCGCGGCGGCAAGUUUAAGAAGUACACACGUGGAGGUGGUAAGCACUUCUCGCGUGACCUCCGACCGCUUGAUGCCGACGGCAAUGAAAUCGACAUGUGGAGCGCGGAUGCCAAGAAGAAGACAUCGUCCGACGAGGACAGCGAGGAGGACUCGGAGGAGGAAGAGUCCGAGGAGGAGGACUCCGAUGACGCCGCCGGCCCAUCCGCCCAAAACCAAUCCGCCGCCGAGCUGAGCCGCGAGGAGCGCAGGAAGGAAAAGAAGGCACGCAAGGACGCCGCCAUCGCUAGGUCCAAGAAGCCGGUAGAGGUCGGCGACCUACCGCCGAGCGACUCGGAGGAGGAUGAAGAUGAUGACAUGCCCGCCAACCCGAACCACUCGCGCAAGGCUCGCAACCAGACCAAGGUGUCUCCCGUUGAGGAGGCCACCGAGGGCGUCAAGAAGAUGAGCGUCGCGCCUAGCAGGCGGGAACGCGAGGCUAUCGAGGCUGCUGCGGCCAAGGAGAGGUACCGCAAGUUGCAUGAGGCGGGCAAGACGGAUGAGGCCAGGAUGGAUUUGGCUCGCCUGGCGCUCAUUAAGGAAAGACGUGAGAUUGAGGCAGCCCGGAGACAGGCCGAGAAAGAGGAGAAGGAGGAGAAGGAGAAGGAAAAGCGGGCUGAGUUUGAUGCUAAGGAAGCUAAGCGGCGUGAGGCAGCCCUUGGGCCGAAGAAGACAGGGAAGAAGAAAUGAACUGCGCCCGUGUCCUAGGAUAGUAUUACA